AUGUCACGGAUCAAUAUCCCCUUCGACGUUAUCGCGUCCAGAUUUAAUCUGUCCGACAGAUUUUCUGGUGUGCGAGCGCAAUCUCUAUCCACCAGAUUUGCCAACCUUAAGCCUGUAAAUGAGUUCUUCGACUUCAAGCGCCUCUCCAAGCCGGCAAACUUUGGUGAAGUUCAAUCCAGAGUUAACUACAACCUUGGGCACUUCGCCAGCAACUACUUUGCAUUAUUUGUUAUGCUUAGUAUCUACAGUUUGCUCACCAAUCUUCUACUCUUAUUCGACAUCAUCCUCGCCGUUGGGGGUAUGUGGGCGAUUGGAAAACUCGAGGGUCAAGACUUAAACAUUGCUGGCUUCCAGGCUACAUCCUCGCAACUUUACACUGGUCUCUUAAUCGUCGCAGUUCCUCUCGGAAUCAUUGCGUCACCAUUCACAACUCUCCUCUGGCUCAUUGGAGCAAGUGGAUCGCGUGUUGAGGAGCUUGAUAGUGAGGGUGAUACAGAAGGAGUGGGGUUAAGUUUGGGCGAGAAACGAUUUGCAAGCGAUCCACUGCAUUUUACGGGUAUAGAUAUUUCAAACACGAGGCCUAGAAGGGGUUAUUCUUAUGAUGAGGCCGAGCGAUCUUCCGAGUCCGAUUCCGACUCUGAAGAUUCUGAUUACCAAGAGGGUAAUGACAGACAAUUGGCUUUACGAGGGGACAAAGAGGAAGCAGUAGUACAAGCUGCUUUGGCUCGUAUUCGACGUGCGCAAGAAAAAGGAAGACAAGAUGUGAAACUCACUCAAGAAGAACUUGAUGCCUUGGAACGCCGACGGAUUCGUAUGCAAGCUGCUGCUGCCGCGAAAGCCGCCCGGAAAGAAAAAGGAUCUAGUGGAAGUGGAGCGGAAAAGAAACGACGCAGCGAUCGAAAAACUGUUGAUAUUGCUUCUCUUUUGGACCCGAAACCAACCAGUGAACCAAGGAAAAGGCAAUCGACAAGAAAAUCUGGCAGUUCCUCGCACCAUAGUCCCUCUGCAGGACCUGGAAUCAUUGUUGAUGGACCACAGGGACCUUCGUAUACUCCAAUUGGUGGUUACCGUCCUUUGGAUAGGGACACAUCUCGUUCUCGUUCAUCACCACGGCGUGGUGGCAAUUCAACCCCAGGUAUGAGUCGACAUUUCUCUGACGGCACACGGCCUACUUCCCCUCAUACCAACAGUCAUCGUCGUUCUUUGCCAGAAGAGGAAAGCUGGAAUCCUACCAACAACAAACGGACAUCUCUUUCUUCUCAAUACAAUGUCGCUGAUCUCUUUGAUUACCAGGUUACCGCUGAUCAGCCUCUGUCCGUUUCGCAACAGUACACACAAUCAUCCUCGAGUCGUCGUAAUUAUCCAGGUCCUGCUGAUGUCUCCUAUACUUCCGUUACACGUAGCUCACCACAAGGCUAUCCUACCGCCGAUAGGAUCCCUUCUGAUUCUUCUCUCAGACAUCGUACUUCUCCUAGGGGAGGAAACGAGGUGAUAACAAUUCCAGAUAGCAGCGAGGGAUCUGAUUCAAGCGAUGAGCUAGGAAGGGGAGUACCAGUUUUACGAGAGGGACGAGAGCCUGAACGAGAGCGAGUGAUUGCAAGGAGACCUGUUAGUGGUAGUGGGAGUAGUAGGAGAAAAGGCAAGGGAAGAUAA
This is a messenger RNA of Sclerotinia sclerotiorum 1980 UF-70, 1653 nucleotides long. RefSeq lists its product as hypothetical. Gene Ontology annotation, cellular component: Golgi apparatus. The coding region runs from base 1 to 1653 and encodes 550 amino acids. The transcript has 2 exons. The record is from RefSeq and is a predicted model, not a curated record. Lineage: Eukaryota; Fungi; Ascomycota; Leotiomycetes; Helotiales; Sclerotiniaceae.